Messenger RNA from Gilbertella persicaria, 861 nucleotides. Its product is annotated as SGNH hydrolase-type esterase domain-containing protein. Lineage: Eukaryota; Fungi; Mucoromycota; Mucoromycetes; Mucorales; Choanephoraceae. The record is from RefSeq and is a predicted model, not a curated record. The coding region runs from base 1 to 861 and encodes 286 amino acids. Gene Ontology annotation, molecular function: hydrolase activity, acting on ester bonds. The transcript has a single exon.
AUGAAAGCCUUAUCGUUGUUCUCUGUAUUGUCUCUGACUGUUGCUAGUGUGUCUGCAUUUGAUAGAAUUAUAGCUUAUGCUGAUAGUUUUACUGAUAAUGGCAAUGAUUAUCGUCACAGUCAAUUCCCUCCCUCUCCUCCUAAUUAUCAAGGUCGGUUCAGUAAUGGCCCCACUUGGCUUGAAUAUGUAGCUCAAAACUUGUCGGACUAUACGGUCAUAAACAAUGGCUAUGGUGGGGCUACAACAAACAACGGAGAUGUCUAUUCUCUCUUUAAUGGUUUCACUGUACCGGGUCUUUUGCAACAGAUUGAGACAAUCGAAGUCAACGGUACAAGUGAUGAUCUGUACUUGAUCUAUAUUGGCUACAAUGACUUGAAUUCCAUUCUUAACCCUGACCAAUACCAAGUUGUUAACAAGAAUUAUACGAAAGAAAAAGUAGCUGACAAUGUGAUCACUGGUGUCAAGAAUUUGAUCGAGAAAUACAAUGCUCAACAAUUCUUGAUCUUAAAUGUGCCUCCUUUUGAAUAUUGGCCUGUCAUUCCAGAGGAUAACAAAGAAUAUGCUAAGCAGUUCAUUCAAGACUAUAAUACACUGGUCAAACAAGCGCUGGAAGAUGAAAUUCAAGAUGCUGAACUCACUAUUUUAGAUGACCACCGCUGGUUUCUUGGUCAAUUGGAGAACCCUGAAAGACUUGGCCUCAGUAUCACAAAUGGUCCUUGUUCUUAUGGUCUUGGAAAUACUACUAUUUGUGAUGAUCCUGAAACCCAUUUCUUUUGGGAUUCUUAUCAUCCCGAAGCAAAAGUGCAUGAAGCUUUGGGUGCUUGGGCCACUGACCAAAUGAAAGCAUUGUACAAUAUAUAA